GCUGCGCAGAGGAUUGCGGUGGAAAUAAAAUUUAAUUCGAAUAAAAUAAAUAGAAAAGAAAAUAAAUUGUUCGCCUUCAUCGUCGGCCAUCCGGAAACCCUAAGCCUAGAAAUUCAGACUGAGGACGAUCGGAAGCAGCGGUGAAGUUAGAUAAACAUUAGCAAUCAUGAGAGGGACGAAGCGUAUGGCAACCUCCGACUCUGCUCCUGUUUUCAGUUCCAACGACUCCUUCAUGCAGAGCAAGAGAGUAACGGGUGGAUCUUUGUUUAGUGCGGAAAAGGCAGAACCGUCGGUUGCGCAGCCGUCUUUGGACAUGAAGAGGGCACAAUCAUCAGGGCGGCACGUUAGAGCUCUCAAUACUCAGUUUGCAAGCUGGGUACAAACCCAAUUACAAAACCAUCCGGAUGAGCUAUGGGAAGAUGGAGUGCAGGAUUACUUAAAUCAUGCUAAAAGCAUCAUGGAGAAAUUUAGUGAUGUGGUCAACUGGUUGAAAGCAAAUGCUGCAAAAGGAGAAAGUUUAGGCGAGCUUCCUUCUAAUGAUGGUUUAAUGAAACCAUCGUUUGGACUUGAGAAAAACAAAGACAAAUUGUUUUUCGAGAAACCUGCAUUUUCUGCUGCUACAGCUACAAGCUUUGGAACAUCAUGGAGUCCUGGAAUUUUUUCUAAUAAUAGUUCCCCUUUCACAUUUGGAGUAAGCCAGGCAUCUGCACCUUUCGGUACCAAUUCAGCUGUGACAAAUCUAGGUGCUUCGAAUGAGACAGAAGGGGAAGAUGAUAUUGAACAACCAAGCAGCCCAUCUGUGAAAAAGAGUGAAGAGAAAGGAAUUCUUACUGUACAUGAGGUUAAAUGCAAACUUUAUGUGAAGCCAAAUGAUCCUGCUGACAAAGAUGCUUGGAAAGAUAAAGGCAUGGGUCAACUUAGUAUCAAAUGCAAGGAAGGUGUUAGCAAGGGAACCAAUGAAUCUAAACCGACGAUCAUCAUACGCAAUGAUGUGGGAAAAGUGAUCCUCAAUGCUUUGUUAUAUCCAGGCAUCAAAACAAACUUGCAAAAGAAUUCAGUAGUAGCAAUAUUUCAUACUUCGGGUGAUGGCGAUGACAGUAAUGCAGUUGUUGCUCGGACAUUCUUGAUAAGAACCAAGACUGAAGAAGACAGGGAUAAACUUGCUGCUAUCAUUCAGGAAUAUGCACCUGCGGCCUGAUAUUCAUCUGCAUACACCGUAAAUCAUUUUGUUGUACAUCUGGUCCACCUGGACCAAGAGCUCCAUGGAUGCAUCCUUGGGAUUUUCCUUCCGCUGGAACAACUUCUUCCCAAAUAUUAAGAUGCUAGGAACCAUAACUUAAAAAAUGAAAAGUGGGAAUCCCAGAUAUCAAAU
Molecule: messenger RNA, 1372 nt
Organism: Andrographis paniculata
Lineage: Eukaryota; Viridiplantae; Streptophyta; Magnoliopsida; Lamiales; Acanthaceae
Exons: 9
Coding region: 167-1198 (343 amino acids)
Biological process (GO): intracellular transport
Source: RefSeq, a predicted model, not a curated record